Molecule: messenger RNA, 627 nt
Organism: Penicillium verhagenii
Lineage: Eukaryota; Fungi; Ascomycota; Eurotiomycetes; Eurotiales; Aspergillaceae
Exons: 1
Coding region: 1-627 (208 amino acids)
Source: RefSeq, a predicted model, not a curated record
AUGAGCGACAGCGACAGCAUAAGUGACAGCGACACAGACUCCAUCGCCUUGCAAGUCGAUCAAACCGACAGCUACUACCCAAGGGACCUAGAGGAUGCCGUCGCCGUCCUCAACAUCCUCCAGCAAUGGUUGCCGUCCGAACUGGGCCUAAGCAUCUUAACGCACGCGGGCUACUGGCUUCGCUCUCGCGCUGCCAGAAAAGAGAGCAAACGUUUCACAGAACACAAUUGCCGCGACAGGACACCGUACCUGGUCUCUGAGCCUAUCAAAGGAGAGCGAUUCCCUGUUCAAGAGAUCAGGAUUGACGUAUGGAGUCACGACCAGGGCUGGAGCAGCUACCCGGACGACCAUGGCACAUACAACGGCUCCUGGACCUGGUUCGAUCUCGGGAUUCAGAGGCCGUCUGGAAGAGAGGAUAUCUCGACAGGUCUGGGACGGGCGGUGACCAAUGUUCAUGCAAGUUUGACGACAAGACAUCAUGAGGUUGUGUAUCGGAGGGACGAGCAGCCGUGGAUGCGAGAGCUUCAAGCGGACGACCAGAUUUCGAUUAUUCCCAGGGCGCUCUAUCCUGGAUGGCAAAAUAUUACGGAAGGAAUCUCGAUUGAGAUCUACACUGAAUUGCUUUAG